AUGUUUCGAUACAAUUCCUGGUCCUAUCUGCCAUUCCACAUUUUAGCUCUGGGCUUAGCCGGCAGGGAGAUUUCCGACAUGGCUCCAGCCAAGGCUGCUGGAGCUGCGGGAUCCACUCCCGCUGCUCCCAAGUCUGCGACGGCGGAGUUAUUAGAUACUCUGGAGGAGAAAUUUCGGCUCACGACGAAGCAGCAGGAGCUCCUGAUCCGCGUCGCGACCCUUCUGCUAAUCUACAUCCUCGCAUUCGCGACUCGACUCUUCUCCGUGCUCCGUUACGAGAGCGUGAUUCACGAGUUCGAUCCCUAUUUCAACUACCGGACCACGCUGUACCUCACCCGUAAGGGAUUUUACGAAUUCUGGAACUGGUUCGACCACGAGACAUGGUACCCGCUGGGUCGCAUUAUCGGAUUCACUCUCUACCCUGGUCUCAUGGUGACGUCAGCGCUUAUCUACUGGGCUCUCCACGCGCUCUCAUUGGUGGUUCACAUCCGUGACGUGUGCGUGAUGACUGCUCCGUUCUUCGCGGCCAACACCGCCAUGGUCGCGUAUUUCUUCGGAAAGGAGAUCCGCGAUUCGGGAACCGGCCUUAUCGCAGCGAUCUUCUUGGCCAUCUGCCCGGGUUACAUUUCGCGAUCCGUCGCGGGAUCGUACGAUUAUGAGUGCAUCGCCAUUUUCGCGAUGAUCCUCACGUUCUUCCUGUUCGUGAAGGCCGUUAACACCGGCUCUCUCGCGUGGGCUGCCGGCGCCGCGCUCACUUACUUCUACAUGGCAUCAUCAUGGGGAGGCUACAUCUUUAUUAUCAAUCUGAUUCCGAUCUACGUCGUGGUGCUGCUGAUUACGGGACGCUACACCCCUCGGCUUUAUAUCGCGUACAACGCGUUUUACAUCAUCGGAAUGCUGCUGGCGAUGCAGAUCCGCUUCAUCGGCUUCCAGCACGUGCAGUCCAGCGAGCACAUGGCGGCUCUCGGCACCUUCUGCCUCAUCCAGGUGUUUUUCUUCGUGGACUGGGUGAAGCACCAGCUGGCAGACCCGAAGCUCUUCCGCACCUUCCUGCGCGUCGUCGUCUUCUCUUUCGGUGGCAUCGGCUCCCUCGCUUUCGCCGUCGGCAUGGCCACCGGCUACAUCUCCCCCUGGACGGGGCGGUUCUACUCGCUGCUGGACCCCACGUACGCCAAGGACCACAUCCCCAUCAUCGCGUCCGUGUCAGAGCACCAGCCCACCGCCUGGUCCUCCUUCUUCUUCGACUUCCACAUCCUCCUCAUCCUCUUCCCCGCUGGGCUCUACUUCUGCUUCAAGCGCCUGAAUGACGCGUCAAUGUUUGUGAUCAUCUACGGGCUGACAGCCAUGUACUUCGCGGGCGUCAUGGUGCGCCUCAUCCUCGUCGCCACGCCCGCCCUCUGCCUCCUCGGUGCCGUCGCUGUCAGCGCUUCCCUCUCCCGCCUCUCCGCCAUCGCCCGCGAGAAGACCCCCGAGCCUGCUGCUGCUGCUGCAACCACCUCUGCGAAGCUGUCUGGGAAGGCCAAGGACAAGCUGAAGGGUGCGCAGGACAGCUCGCUGCCGUACCAGAAGGAGGGCGCGGUGGUGCUUAUAGCGGGAAUAUUCUUCUGCCUGAUCAACUUCGCGCGGCACUGCACGUGGGUGACGUCGGAGGCAUACUCAUCGCCGUCCAUUGUGCUCAUGGCCCGCCAGCACAACGGCGACCGCGUCAUCUUUGAUGACUUCCGUGAGGCCUACUUCUGGCUCAAGCACAACACCAAGCCCGAUGCUAAGGUGAUGUCAUGGUGGGACUACGGGUAUCAGAUCACGGCGAUGGCGAACCGCACAGUCAUCGUGGACAACAACACGUGGAACAACACGCACAUUGCCACUGUGGGGCGCGCCAUGGCCUCGUACGAGGAGCAGGCGUAUGGCAUCAUGCAGCAGCUGGACGUGGAUUACGUGCUCGUGGUGUUCGGUGGGGUUACAGGGUACUCGUCCGAUGAUAUCAACAAGUUCCUGUGGAUGGUGCGCAUUGGGGGCGGUGUGUUCCCGGACAUAAAGGAGCCCGACUAUCUCAACAACGGGGGCUAUCGCACUGACGCCAAUGGCUCGCCCAAGAUGCUCAACUGCCUCAUGUACAAGAUGUGCUACUACCGCUUUGGCGAGCUGCAAACGGAAUAUGGCAAGCCAACUGGCUGGGACCGGGCACGUGGGUACGAGAUAGGCAACAAGGACAUCGAGCUGGAGUAUAUAGAGGAGGCGUUCACGUCGGCCAACUGGAUCGUGCGCAUCUACCGUGUCAAGCAGCCCGACAACCGCUGGUAG
Messenger RNA from Closterium sp. Yama58-4, 2304 nucleotides. Lineage: Eukaryota; Viridiplantae; Streptophyta; Zygnematophyceae; Desmidiales; Closteriaceae. The record is from the annotation of a GenBank genome assembly.